Messenger RNA from Zootoca vivipara (common lizard), 5902 nucleotides. RefSeq names its product kelch like family member 32 (gene KLHL32). Gene Ontology annotation, molecular function: protein binding. NCBI's taxonomy places the organism in Eukaryota, Metazoa, Chordata, Lepidosauria, Squamata, Lacertidae. The record is from RefSeq and is a predicted model, not a curated record.
GAGGCGGGGAAGGCAAGGAGAGCGUGGGAGAAAGAGUGGCGCCUCCUCCUGCUCCUCCUGCCGCCGCCGCCGCCGCCGCAGCGUACCAGCGAGUGGAGCGCAGUCGAGGUCGUCCCGCUGCCAGAAGAAGUGCGCCUCUCUCCCUCCUCCGCCGCCGCUCCUCCUCAGAGCAGCCCGGGGACAAAGCGGGACGCGGCGUCUCCUUGAGAGCUGGAAUGUGCACUGUUCUCCCUAUACUUUUUUAAGAAGCAAGAGGUUCAGAAGGGCAAAGCUGAAGGAUGCCGUCUGAGGUGUGCCUCAGUUUUCAAGAUAUGCUGACUGGCCAGAGGCUUUGCCAGUCUAGUUCUCAUAAUGAUGCUGUCUUGGCUGCUCUGAACCAGCAAAGAAGUGACGGGAUCCUCUGUGAUAUAACUCUAAUAGCGGAAGAGCAGAAAUUCCAUGCUCACAAGGCAGUCCUAGCAGCAUGCAGUGACUACUUCAGAGCGAUGUUCAGCCUUUGUAUGGUUGAAAGUGGCGCAGAUGAGGUGAAUUUACAUGGCAUCACAAGCAUAGGUUUAAAGCAAGCUCUGGACUUUGCAUACACUGGACAGGUACUCUUGGAACCAGGUGUGAUUCAAGAUGUGCUUGCUGCAGGGAGCCAUCUGCAGCUGCUGGAAAUGCUUAGUUUAUGUUCUCACUAUCUUAUCCAGGAGUUAAAUAGCUUUAAUUACUUGGACCUAUAUAAACUUGCUGACCUAUUUAACCUCACUUUACUGGAAAAAGCGGUGGUUGACUUCUUGGUGAAACACCUAUCUGAGCUACAGAAGAACCACCCAGAAGAAGUCCUGACGCUACCAUACUGCCUCAUCCAAGAGGUCUUGAAGAGUGACCGACUCACGUCACUGAGCGAAGAGCAAAUUUGGCAGCUAGCUGUGAGGUGGCUAGAACACAAUUGCCGUUACCAAUACAUGGAUGAACUUCUCCAGCAUGUUCGGUUUGGGCUUAUGGACGUGGACACCUUGCAUACAGUAGCCCUCUCUCACCCUCUUGUCCAAGCUAGUGAAACCGCAACAGCACUGAUCAAUGAGGCCUUGGUAUAUCACCAGAGUAUCUAUGCACAGCCAAUAUGGCAGACCAGAAGGACAAAACCUCGCUUCCAGUCAGACACUCUUUACAUCAUUGGAGGGAAGAAACGGGAGAUCUGCAAAGUUAAAGAACUUCGAUACUUCAAUCCUGUAGACCAGGAUAACGUUUAUAUAGCAGGGAUUGCAAACUGGAGUGAGCUGGCUCCCAUGCCGGUAGGAAGAAGCCACCACUGUGUUGCUGUCAUGGGAGAUUUCCUUUUCGUAGCAGGUGGCGAAGUUGAGCACGCCACUGGCCGCACUUGUGCAGUACGGACCGCUUGUAGAUACAACCCUCGAAAUAAUUCUUGGGCUGAAAUAGGUCCAAUGAAGAACUGCCGGGAACAUUUUGUGUUGGGAGCUUUGGACGAAUACCUCUAUGCAGUCGGAGGUAGAAAUGAGCUGCGCCAAGUGUUGCCUACGGUGGAGCGCUACUGCCCUAAGAAGAACAAAUGGACUUUUGUUCAGUCCUUUGACAGAUCCCUUUCCUGCCAUGCGGGAUAUGUUGCGGAUGGUCUCCUUUGGAUAUCAGGAGGAGUAACAAAUACGGCACAAUAUCAGAACAGGCUAAUGGUGUAUGAUCCUUCACAAAAUAAAUGGCUUAGCCGCAGCCCCAUGUUGCAGAGAAGAGUCUACCAUUCAAUGGCAGCUGUGCAAAGGAAGCUGUAUGUUUUAGGAGGCAAUGACCUGGAUUAUAACAAUGACAGGAUUCUUGUCCGCCACAUAGAUUCCUAUAAUAUAGACACUGACCAGUGGACACGCUGCAACUUCAGUCUGUUGACAGGCCAAAAUGAAUCGGGAGUUGCUGUUCACAAUGGCAGAAUAUACUUAGUUGGUGGCUACUCAUUUUGGACAAAUGAACCCUCAGCAUGUAUCCAGGUGCUGGAUGUUAGUAAGGAAGGAAAAGAAGAGGUUUUCUAUGGGCCCACCUUGCCUUUUCCUUCUAAUGGGAUAGCUGCCUGCUUCCUUCCGGCACCCUACUCAACAUGCCCCAACCUGCAGCCUUUGCAAGUGCCUCAUCACAAGAUAGGCACUAUGUGAGAAAAGGAGCAUGACUGAUGAGAGAGGAAGCUUCUUCGUCCAUCCUGAUUUCAUCUUCAAAUCAACCAAAAGGGGAAUAAUUGUUCUGAAAUUCUUUAUUGUAUUAAAUGCAGUAGAAGCCAAAAAGAACACCAAUGAAAGGGGGCCAGAAUUGCACCUAGACCUUCCUACCUUCAAGCAGGGCUUGGGCAUCUUUGCUCACUAAGUAUUCUAGGAACAUUUUAUGCAGUUUAUUUGGCUUCACACUUAUAAGGAUCUGCCAGGAUUACUGACUUUCCAAAGUGCUUUGCAAAGGAGAGUGUGGUAAGUCAACGAGGAAACAUAAUACUACAUAUGCAAUUUAAUAUAUUUGGCAAAAAAGGGAUCCUUGAUUUAGUUCCAUAGGUUGUUGCUUCUAGCGCUAGGUACUGUCAAAGACGUGCAAAAAAUGAAUUUUGCUUUUUCACUUAAACAUAUAAAUUCUCAAAAUGUGGGCUACAACUGUGAUGAGUUUGGACUUCAUUUUAAAAAAGGCUGGAAAAGGACUUAUUUGAGUACUUUCUAUUGAUCUUAGAAAAAUAUUGAAGUUGUAACUGCUGUGCAUUUUAACACUUCUCAACUGCAGGUGUAAGGAGCUCUGUUAGCCUCUGAAGAACCAGAUGUUUCUUAUGACUGCCUCAUGGAGGUGAGAGUUAAAGGCUGGACUAAAAGCAAUGUAGUUAUUAAAAGUUUAUGCUAGAGAAAAGGCAGCUAGGUGGUGCUAUCAACAGAACAAAAGUGUCAUGUAGAAUGGAGGAGUGAGACAGGCACAUUAAAGAUUGUUGUAACGCCUUGCUGUAGUGUUCCCUAUAGAAUUAGACCAGGAAUUGCAACUUAGACAUAGUGAAGUUUGUUCGUUAAGCUUGAGUUUGUAUGUCUUUGUAUCCAAAGUGGUUUUUGAAACUACAGAACUAAUUAGUAGAAACUUUUAGGAAAGCUGUCCCCACCCAUCUUGCUUAAUUCCAAUAUCUCCAUUUGGCAAAAGUUGCAAGGAGAAUAAACUCUUGUCUAGAGACCAUUCUGAAAUUUAUUUUUGCCUAUUUUGAGUUUGCCCUAAAGAGCAAUUUAAAACAGCUGAUUGAGCAUCUGGCUCUGGGCAAUUUUGAACUGCUAUACUAGCCUUCCCAAUUUUUAGCACUUACAGUUAACAAAAAAGGCAAGAGGGAUUUAACAACUAAAAAUGUAUAAGAGAACAUGGGAAACAGUAUUUUCAUUCACAUUAACUUGAGGAUCCUGUUGCUGGGGAAGGGUAGUAGCAACCAGCUUGAAUGUUGCAAGGCAAAGGUAGUUGGCAUUAAGAUAUGCUAUGCACUGCCCCCUCCGCAAAGACAGUUUUGGAAGGGCAACUGUUACAAGAGUAACAGUAAAGAAUAUAGCCCUCCUUUCUUACUGUGGUGGUGGGCUGUUUCAAUAAAAUUAGUCACACAUUUUCUGUAUAGUUGGGAGCACUGGAAAUUUGUAUUGUUAGGAAACCUAAAUAUUGUGCUUUUUUUGUACUGGAGGAGCCUAUUUUGAAGUCUGUAUUACUUCCUCACAGUUGUCUAACGAACAGGUAGUUAGGUCAGAGAAUGCUCUGGAGCCUGUGGAUUUUUGGAGUGCUAAAUAUCAACACAUGGCUCCCGAAAUUAUACAGAUCCUUGUUUGGAAACAAUACAUCUCCAUUGUCUAGCUAGCAGGAGCUGCCUUAUGCUGUGUCAGCCUAUUGCUCCAUCUUACUUCUGCUGUCUGCUCUUGACUGGCAGCAGCUUACUAGGGUCUCAUGUUCCUUUCAAGUGGGGAUACCAGGCAUUGAACCGGGGACUUUCCUACAAGUAUGUGCUCUAUCACAGUCUUGGUUUCCUGUCCAAGGAACAAUCGUGACAAUAAGAGUCCAAGUCUAUGAAUACCUGACAGUAACGAACUAGAACGCAGGCCCCAAGGGAGAGAGCCAGUCAUGACGGCAAAUGCAAUGGGGCUCCCCUUUCUCUCCCUGACUUUUGCGCCAAAUGACAUGUCAGUUGAACAAGUGGGGCGAUAUAACUGGGUUAUCACCUUCACAUUUCUGCAUUUGUUACUGUCUAGCCCUGUAUAAUACCAAUUUGAUGGAACAUUUCAGUUUCAUCCAUGCAGGCCAUCCUUACCGACAGCUCCAAGUUUAGUUUUAUUAAUGUGCAAUAUCUUCAUAUUUUUGAAAAUCUUGGGGGGGGGGGGAAUUGGUCAACUCACAGUUACAAGGGGAACUAUUUUGUUUGUAUGCUGUGUGAAUUCCCAAAUUAAGUUCAAGAAGCUGCCAGCUGCAUAGGUAAAAGUUAAUACCAGAAAACAUUCAUACAAAUGUGCCUCCAUUCUAUAUUACAGGCAUAUGUACAGUUUACAAUAAAACUUUAUUGUCUGACUACUGUAUCAUCUCUGCCUCGCAAUAUUUUUACAUUUGAAAACUAUUAUGUGCAUGCUAACUACUCUGAAGACCUGUACCACACACAAAGGUGUUGCAAGAGACAAUCUGUUGCACACAAACACUUGACCUGAUGAAACCACCCUUGCAAGGACGCAGUUUCUACAGUGUGUGCAGAUAAGCACUAGAAAUGGGUGGAGGGGACUCGUUACCUGUUUCCUUCUUCCACUGCAUCCUGCAGAACUCCCUUACCUCCUGCUCUGAUUAAGAGGUUUUGGAAGACCCUCUAGAAUAGUGAGGGAGAUAGCUUUGGAGGCUACAGGAAGACAACAGAAUCAGCAAAAGUUCUCCCUCACCACUACCAAUGGAUCCCUCCACUGUGGAGAACAGGUGACAUCAAGUCAUGGCACAUUUUGCAUAGGAUGAGUAAUGCACAUCACAGAUCAUUUCUAACCAUAAACUCUUAUCGGUUAAAAUAUUUCUUACCAGGGUGCUAAUAUUAUCAUCAAUCUUUAAGUGCUAAAAAGCAUUCAUAUCUCUUAACAACAGUGACAGUUGGAGAUAAGAAUUCAAAUUUGGCAUACCAAAGCAGAAAUGUUCAUUAAAAAAUUCAGCUCUGGAAAAUCUAUUUGAUGCAAAUUCAUUUCUCCCAAAGUAUGUGUCUAACAAUAAAUUGUUUCUGGGUCUCUGACUGGCUUGUUCAGCUAGAUCCAAGUUGUAGGAAUUGCAGCAUUCCCAAAACAAGUAUGCAUCUAGUCUGUCUGGUUCCUCUUGAGUUUUGAAAGAAACUGCUCACCGUUUUCAUAUUUCACUAUAUUAAGCAACCUGCCUAUAAUUGAUUUGCAAGAGACACUUACCGUGUUGCAAUCUCAAGCACAGGAUGUUCAGCUUCACAUCUUUAAACGUGGUAACUUGCUAUGUUUUGCAAGGUUUGGCUUUCCAAUUUGUGCUUUUCUAAUGGUGAGGAAGACACACCUGCCAUUCAUUCAAUGGUACUUCUAGUGUGGAAAGAAAGGAAUAACUAUACAGACUUGUAAACCAUGCUUGUUGCAGAGGUAUGCAUUAUCCAUUGUUCUGGCAUCAAAUGUGCCUUGCAAAACAGACAUUAAGACAUUAAAAAAUGCUCUCUUGGUAUUAGAAAAACGCUUAAGUGUGAAUGCAUUUGGAGGACUGCCAAUUAGAUUUCAAUUUGGAAAGGGAGCAUUUCAGCAGGUCUGUUUAUGACACUGCAUAGCGACUAGUGCUUGCAAUGUCAGAUAAAGCAAAUUUCAACAACCAAGUUUGUUUGUUUUUUACCAAGCCUACCUAUAACUUUAAUUCCAGUAAAUUAAUUAACUUGGGAAACCUGCUGCGAGUCCCACUGGAUGAA